Molecule: messenger RNA, 1011 nt
Organism: Rotaria sordida
Lineage: Eukaryota; Metazoa; Rotifera; Eurotatoria; Philodinida; Philodinidae
Source: the annotation of a GenBank genome assembly
AUGUCUAACAGCUCAAGUCAAACUGUUAUUCAUCUUAAUACAACCACUACUUAUGUCUAUCGAUCUACUUUUCCUCCUUUGAUGUUUUUUGGUCUUAUUGGUCAUAUAAUUAAUAUAAUUAUAUUUACUCGACAAAAUCUUAUUUCAAAUUCAUGUUGUAAUUAUUGUCUUGCAUCAUCAUGUGUUUCUAUUAUACAAAUUCUAUUUGGUCAAUUAUUUCGUAUGUUAAAAAGUGGUUAUGGUAUACUAAUAUCAGUUCUUUGGUGGUGUCGAAUACGUAUGUUUUUCUUAUAUUCAACUUCUUUGGCAUCAAUAACUCUAAUCACACUUGCCUCUGCCGAUCGUUAUGUUUCAUCAUGUUCUCAAGUAAAAUAUCGUCAAUGGGCUAAUAUUAAAGUUGCACGACGUUUGAUUCCAAUUGUUUUAAUUAUUUCAGCUCUUUAUCAUUCACAUAUGUUAGCCUUAUUUGUUAUUCAUGAAGAUGGAGACAACGAAUGUUGGGCUCCAAAACAUUCUGCUUAUCGAUUAGGUUAUGAUAUUAGUUUUCUUAUUCUCCAUGGACUAAUCUUUCCUGUACUAUUGGGUAUAUUUGGUUUUCUUACAAUAUACAAUAUACGUCAACGACAGUGGUUUGAUCAACAAAAUGGACCAUCAAAUUUAAGACGUCAUCGUGUUCGAGAUUUUCAACGGAUGAUACUUGUCCAAACAGCUUGUACCAUUAUAUUCACACUUCCAUACGCUAUCCAUAGGUUACAUCGAACAGUAACACUUUCUCAUCAGAAAAGUUCUGAAAAAUUAGCAUGGGAACGAUUGACCAUGUCUAUAGUACGAGUACUAUGGUUUUUUCAUGAUAGUGGUGCAUUUUAUAUAUAUUCACUUUCAUCUGUGAAAUUUCGUCAUGAAUUAUUGAAAUUUCUUGAUGGACAUCUACAUCGAAAACUACAUAGAACUCCAGCUAUGAUAAUACCAUUGGAACUAUCUGAUGAAAACGAUAAGAAUAGGAAGUUGUAA